Messenger RNA from Homalodisca vitripennis (glassy-winged sharpshooter), 944 nucleotides. Its product is annotated as glucose dehydrogenase [FAD, quinone]-like. The transcript is spliced from 2 exons. Gene Ontology annotation, molecular function: flavin adenine dinucleotide binding; ecdysone oxidase activity. The record is from RefSeq and is a predicted model, not a curated record. NCBI's taxonomy places the organism in Eukaryota, Metazoa, Arthropoda, Insecta, Hemiptera, Cicadellidae. Bases 243 to 944 code for a protein of 233 amino acids.
UGAUUAAGUUUUAUGACAGCAUUGCAUUUAUUAUUUCAUAGAAGAGAGACUAGUUUAGACUGGUUUCUACUAAACAUCCAUCGAAUUGCACCAUUGUAUGUAAGAAACAACUCUGAUUAUGUUGGCAUCUGACUUCACACUUCAAUCUUAUCUUAUCUCAACCUUUCUCCUUUAAAUCUGGACUUGUUUUCUUUAUGUUAGAAAUGUGUUAUUGAAUCUGUUUAAUAAACACAUUUUGAAAUAUGUUUUGUGCAAGUUUAGCUGUAUUGCUGUUAUGCUGCACCAUCUGCUACAGUGCUGUGGAUCAGUGUGGCGAGACACAUGAAACGUACUCUAAUUGGCUUCAUGAAGAAAAUACUUGCUCAGAUUCUCAAGAUAUUGGUGAUUUUGGAAGUUCCCUGAUUAAAGACAUUUACACAUCUGUCAAGAAGGCAGAAUGUGAUUUAGCCAAUCCAUCAGAUUACCCUCCCCACUACAGUCCUCGGGAGGGAGAAGAGUUUGAUUUCAUCAUCGUUGGUUCCGGCUCAGCGGGGGCUGUCAUUGCCAACCGCUUGUCUGAGCUCUCAGAGUGGAACAUACUCCUUCUUGAAGCUGGUGGUAACCCUACAAAAACUACUGAGAUACCCGGUGUAUACAUGGCACUUUCUAAGUCUGAGUUGGAUUGGCAAUACCAAACAGAUCAGUAUGAGGAUAACUGUCUCGGUAUGAUAAACAAUAGUUGUAAUAUGCCAAGAGGAAAAGUGCUUGGAGGUACAAGUGCAAUUAAUGCCAAUAUUUAUGUCAGAGGAAACUGGAGAGAUUUUGAUUCAUGGGCAGCUGUAGGAAAUGAAGGCUGGGAUUAUGAAAAUGUUCUAAAAUAUUUCAAAAAAUCAGAAAACAUUAAAGCAAAAGAGGUUUUGAAAACUUCAAACUACCAAAAUUACCAUGGGGAAAAUGGAUUUUAA